Penicillium riverlandense is the source of this 1614-nucleotide messenger RNA. RefSeq names its product Zn(II)2Cys6 transcription factor domain-containing protein. Bases 1 to 1614 code for a protein of 537 amino acids. The transcript has 3 exons. NCBI's taxonomy places the organism in Eukaryota, Fungi, Ascomycota, Eurotiomycetes, Eurotiales, Aspergillaceae. Gene Ontology annotation, molecular function: DNA-binding transcription factor activity, RNA polymerase II-specific; zinc ion binding. The record is from RefSeq and is a predicted model, not a curated record. Gene Ontology annotation, biological process: regulation of DNA-templated transcription.
AUGGUUUACCGGGGCAAGCCCUCGAGUGCCUGUAAACUCUGCCGCGAGCGGCGGAUCAGAUGCGACCAGCGUCGCCCAUCCUGCACACAAUGCCUCAACGCGAAGGCCCAAUGCAACGGCUACCGCAACAAGCUAGACCUAAUGUUCCACAACGAGACCACUGAUGUGACCCGGAAAGCCAAAGAAGCAUGUUCCAAAAAAGCAGACGAGAGCAUAGCACUCGCCCUCGCAUCAAAGUCACGCUCACCAUCAUCGCAGAGCCAACCCCCAUCACCAGCAGCAGCUCUGCUACUGUCGGAAUCUCCCACCUCCAGAGCAAUCAAUCUGUUCAUGGCCGCCUACGCCGGGGGAAUCUACCUCGACUACGUGUCGGCGUUAUAUCAACCAGACCAUCAUCCCGCGGCGCUGGGGGCGAGCGUCGAGGCCGUCGCACUGGCUUGUUUGGCUACUGAUCAGAAAAGUUCUGAUCUGCUGCAUCUGGCAAGGGAGAGGUACGGCACUGCCCUGGUGCAGACGACGGAUGCGCUUCACAGCACGAAAACGGUGACUGAGCCAGAGACCCUGGCGUCGGUGAUGCUACUUGCGCUGUUUGCUGCUAUUGGGACCCCUGAUUCCCCUGAUGCGAAGGAUUCGUGGUCAAAACAUGUUUACGGGGCUCUGGGGGUUCUUGCGUUACAUCUUCAUUCUUCUCUUUCUUCCUCCUCUUUCUCUUCUUUCUCUUCUUCUUCUACUCCUGAUUCCGCAUUUACUACUUCGGUAGACACGUCUAGGUCUACCCCCUCGCGCAUUUUAGACUCCCUACCGGGACAGAGCAUGCUCCACCACAUUAUAAGCUGCGUUCAAAUUGACUGCAUCCAGCGACGCGCACGGCUCCCGCCGCAGCUGCGAGCUGUAUAUCGUCAUUCAUGGUUGAAUCACGGACUGCAAGCCCGGUUCUGGAGGCUGCUUGAUAGAUUCUCCGAGGCGAAUGCUUAUUCCAAUGAAGACCGAGACACCCUUGCAUAUUUGGCAGACCUACAGUGUCUCGAGGAUGAAGCUCGCUUUCUACUGGAAACCAUGCCUGCUGCGUACGAGUCGUGGUUUGGUGCGAGAGGUGGCUCCUCGGAUACGAAUGCACACCCAGAUCCUUGCUUCUCUGCCGCCUGCCCUGGCUACCGCACAACCCAGACGUGGAACAUAUUGCGCAUGAUUCGUCUAUUGUCAGAUGAUUUAUUGGUCGCUAGUACCACACGCUACCUAUCAUCGCACGCAGAUAUCCCAGAUGGGGUAUUAUCUACGCUACACAGUAAUAUGGAGAAUGCAUCCCACGCCGCAGCAGAUAUGGCCCAUGAUAUGUAUAACAGUGUACCUGAGUAUUUGAGACCUGGUCGUUGCUCUACCUAUCAUCCACCGCGUGGGUUGCAGGAGAGUCAAUGGGCACGCACGCUGUCCUGGCCGCUAACAAUGGCACGCGACUCACCACACUGUCCACCGGUUUUGCGGGCAGAUAUCCAGAGCCAAUUGGUGAUUCUUGGUAAUGAUUCUGGUAUGUGUCAUGUGCGGAAGGGGACGACGGCGUCGAACUUUAGUGGCUCUGUCGGGGAUAGUAAUAUGCAUAUGUCGUUCUUAUCCUAG